Schistosoma guineensis is the source of this 516-nucleotide messenger RNA. Lineage: Eukaryota; Metazoa; Platyhelminthes; Trematoda; Strigeidida; Schistosomatidae. The record is from the annotation of a GenBank genome assembly.
AUGUCCAAGCGCAAGUUGAAUACAUGUGCUGACUGUAGGUUCAUGUCAACUGCUUCCAAAAUCACUCUAGGAGUUUCGUGUCUCUUUACAUUGUCGACAUUUGCAGGUGUACAUAUUUCUCAAGCUCUUGAACGUGAACUUUAUGUUUUAGAUCUACCAGUGAUGAACAACUCGAUGGCUCUAAGUGAUACAAGACUAGUAUCUGAUGAACAUUGUCUUUCUGUCAGCGUUUCAUUCGACAAUCCAAGCUUCGCAGAAGUUGCCAUGCGCUCACUUUCCGUGGAUCCUUCUCCUCCACGAUCUACAGUUAAAGAACAAUUAAAUCAAAAGGGGUCCGACCUCAUCUGUACAUUUUUCGCCCCUGUCAGUGUUAGCAAUAGAAACCAGCAGUUACGAAAAUUGCGUAUUGCUGUUAACAGCUGGCUUGAUAAUGUCAUUUUGGUUUCAGAAACAAUCAGUGCGUUUGGAACAAUGGACUCAAAUUUUACAUCUGAGCGAGCUAUUAAUGGCUUUUAA